Prunus armeniaca (apricot) is the source of this 1389-nucleotide messenger RNA. The record is from the annotation of a GenBank genome assembly. NCBI's taxonomy places the organism in Eukaryota, Viridiplantae, Streptophyta, Magnoliopsida, Rosales, Rosaceae.
AUGGCAAUUCUGCCUGAACAGCCAGCAGUAUUACCCUACAGGCCCAGAAGGAUGGACCCCAAUCCAUUCCCUCCACCUACAAGAGGAAGGAGAGGCAGAGGGGGAAACUACCCUUAUGCUAACAACGACAGGAACAGGCUGGGGGCAAACUGGAGGAACCACCCAGGUCUGGAAGAAUCGGAGGAACACAGGGAAGAAGUUCUGCCUAUGCCAUAUAGGGCAGAACCCCGAAUUAAUUAUGCCCAGCCAGAACAGGGGCAAAAUCUCCUCCCUGUUAAUGCUUUAAAUGACGUGGGGGCAUUGCAAAGGAUGAUCAGGGAAAUGAUGGAGCCUGAGGCCAGGAGGGGAGAGAGACCCACCUACAGAAAGCCAUAUCCACCUUACAUUGAUCAGAUACUUUUGUCCCCAGGUUUUAAAGUGCCGAACUUCACUUUAUUCAACGGAGAGGAUCCCCAUGCUUCAUCAGUCAAGCAUAUAGGCAGAUUUUCUGUCCAAUGCAUAGCCAUAGAGAAUAACCCACUGUUAAAGCUAAGACUUUUCGGGAAUUCUCUCUCUGGACAAGCUUUCACUUGGUACACCAAUCUGCCAGCAAAUUCCAUUCAGACUUGGGAACAAAUGGAGAGUGUCUUCCAUGACUACUAUUACAGGAUUCAGCCAGAAGUCACCAUCAGUGACCUUGCCGCCCUCAAACAGAGUGAAGAUGAACCUGCCCAAGACUUUAUAAACAGGUUCAGGAAGCUCAAAAUGAAGUGCCGAAUCCCCAUGGAAGAAAGACACUUCAUCCAAAUGGCUCAGGCUGCCCUCAAGAUUUCUCUAAGAAAAAGAUUUGAUGGGAUGCUGUUUGGAGAUCUGGCAGAAUUGGCAGAUAAAGCGUCCAAGUACGAGGAACUGCUCAGGGAGGAACAGCAGAAGAGAAACUCUUCCAAAGGCACGUAUUAUAAAUCUCCUUCUUCCUCAAUACAUACGAUUGAAGUAGAGUCAGAAGAAGAUACAGAAGGAUCGGAGGAGAGAGAGGUUGCAGUUGCAGAAAUGGCAAAAUUAAAGCAUCCCAUCAGUUGUAAAACUCUUACAAAGCCUCCAAGAGAUCAGAAGCCGCCACCAUUCACAGGAGGGUUUGUUCCAAACAAACCAAUGCAGAACAAGGUGUAUUCCUUUGAUCUGACCAAGGUAGAUGCCUUGUUUGAUGAAAUGUUGCUGCAGAAAGCAAUAGAGACACCCCACAGAAUGCCCAAACCAAAAGAACUCAAGGGCAGACAGUAUUGCAGAAGACACAAUUCUUGGAAUCAUUCUACCAAUAGUUGUGUUGUUUUCAGAGAUGUCAUCAAGGAAGGGAUAACAGCAGGAAGGCUGAAGCUGGCAGAAAAACCCUUUUCCCCCGCCACAAGUUAA